Pocillopora damicornis (cauliflower coral) is the source of this 1114-nucleotide messenger RNA. RefSeq lists its product as uncharacterized. Gene Ontology annotation, cellular component: cytoplasmic vesicle; membrane. Gene Ontology annotation, biological process: neuron migration. NCBI's taxonomy places the organism in Eukaryota, Metazoa, Cnidaria, Anthozoa, Scleractinia, Pocilloporidae. The record is from RefSeq and is a predicted model, not a curated record.
UGAGGCUGGGCCGACCUGGGUGUUGGCUCAUGGAUUAAUGAUAAACGAAAUGAUUCUUAGUUGAAAAGGGCGUUUUCUACGGGUACGAACAUGCGGGAACUUUUAGGGAGAACAUUCUGGUAAACUUUUCAGUGUCGACUGCCACAACAUGAAGAUUACUUGAUAUCACUGGUUAACAUGAAACUACCAUCUUCAGUUAGAGUUUUUGUCAUAGCGCACUACAUCUCACACGUCUGCAGUUCAGUACUAACAGGAAAGAGCCGAUGGUCGCCUGGUUUCUUGAGUCAAGUCCGUGACCUGUCUUGUGAGCCCGGAGAAGUCAGGAAUAACGUCACAUUCCUCCAUGGCACUAAAUCCGGGAAUUUCACCAAAUUAGGAAAAGUGUCUGACUUGGAAGUGUGUAUGUUGUUAUGCUGUGAGCUGGAUCGUUGCCAGGCUGCGUUUUUGGCGGGAAAGAACUGUUACUCGGUUACUUGUUUCACAGACAACCAUUGCGCAACUGCACCCGCGCUGAAUAACAAGUGGCAGCCAGUGGUGGCGUUCGUAAAGAGAUUACAUAAAGCAGUUCAUGUAGAAGCUGCUCACGAUGGUAACACUAUCAUUGACGCAAACGACGCUGGAAAGACUGGGGAGAGUAGCAGCAGUCAGAAUGGAAAGAAUGAUAACGCGCAGACCAAAAAGAAGGCGCAUUUGAAAAAUUUUUUCAAAGAAGAAGAGAAGACAAGCAAAAUGGAGCAGAACAGCGCGCGGGGAAAAAUACCAGCUGGCGGAAUGGCGGAUACUGUUGAACUCGAUGAGCUACAAACACAAGCUUUAUCAAAUAGAAAAGUUGCGCAUGAGAAGAGACACUCUGCAAAGUACAGUCUGGUGUCAGCGGCAGUAGCCACGUGUCUUAUGGCUUUUGUUCUCAGUGGAUGCGCGGUUGUGGCGGCGAGAAUACGAAAACGAAAAGAAAGCGUCAUGGAUUAUGCUCAAGUACCAAACACUCAAGAAUAAUAACGAAAAUAUGACAAGUUAUGGAGGCACAAGCUAUCAAAGUGAAAAGAGUUUAUCAAAGAAUAUAUAUUUUCUAGAAAAACAUGUGAAAAGAUGGCUAAGAAAUAAUCUAAAAGGC